AUGACAGCAGAAACUUCACACAAAUGGGCUAGCAUGUUUCUGGACAGUGAUCAUACUGAAUUUAUACGUGACUCACGUGGCGGUAAACACUCGGAUUCGUUCUAUGAUACGUAUCCUGAGAUCGAGGCCGAUGCCAAAGCCUUUGUUGCAGACAAAUGUUCACAAAAAUCAGGUGAAUUUAAAGCAAUAGAUCUGGCCCGAUUUAUUAACAAACAAUAUUGUGAUUUAAAUGACAUCGAUGAACAAGCUAGUGGUGGUUAUAUAAGAUCGGAAAGAAGUUCCCAAUUAGAUCUNAUAGAAAGCACAUUUUCUUCGAUCUCGUUGAGAAAACGGGACAAGGAAGAAAAAUAUUUCCAACCAAUGGUUUUUGAGAAUCAUCAUCUACUUCUCAAAUUUUAUUUAGAAAAAAUUCAAAAUGAUUCAUUAAAACGAUCAAACCAAUCAUAA
Adineta ricciae is the source of this 447-nucleotide messenger RNA. Lineage: Eukaryota; Metazoa; Rotifera; Eurotatoria; Adinetida; Adinetidae. The record is from the annotation of a GenBank genome assembly.